Micromonas commoda is the source of this 1176-nucleotide messenger RNA. RefSeq lists its product with no specific name. The record is from RefSeq and is a predicted model, not a curated record. The transcript has 2 exons. Bases 1 to 1176 code for a protein of 391 amino acids. Lineage: Eukaryota; Viridiplantae; Chlorophyta; Mamiellophyceae; Mamiellales; Mamiellaceae.
AUGGCGUCCGCCUGGUUGAUCAUGACCGUCAUCGCGGUGCACGUCGCGUCGGUGAGCGCGGUGUUCAGGCCCACGACCAAGGAUGAGCUUAACUACGCCAUAUCGAGCUGCCUGACGAACAACGCGAGCGGAGUCCAGUGCUGCGCUGCAAGUCCAUAUUGCAACGCCGGUCCCGGCACUGCAUCUUUCACUGACGACAUAGGGGACUGGGACACGUCGCUCAUCACGGACAUGAACUUACUAUUCGAUGGCAGGGCAAUGUUCAACGCGGACAUCAGCAGGUGGAACACGUCGCAGGUCACAGACAUGGCAGAAAUGUUCAGUGGCGCCGACGUGUUCAAUCAACCCAUCGGCUCGUGGGAUACCUCGCAGGUCACGAGAAUGGAGUACAUGUUCCGAAACACCGCCGCGUUCAAUCAACCCAUCGGCUCGUGGGAUACCUCGCAGGUCACGAGAAUGGAGUACAUGUUCCGAUUCGCCGACGCGUUCAAUCAACCCAUCGGCUCGUGGGAUACCUCGCAGGUCACGAGAAUGGAGUACAUGUUCCGAAACGCCGCCGCGUUCAAUCAACCCAUCGGCUCGUGGGAUACCUCGCAGGUCACGAGAAUGGAGUACAUGUUCCGAAACGCCGCCGCGUUCAAUCAACCCAUCGGCUCGUGGGAUACCUCGCAGGUCACGAGAAUGGAGCACAUGUUCCGAAACGCCGCCGCGUUCAAUCAACCCAUCGGCUCGUGGGAUACCUCGCAGGUCACGAGAAUGGAGUACAUGUUCCGAAACGCCGCCGCGUUCAAUCAACCCAUCGGCUCGUGGGAUACCUCGCAGGUCACGAGAAUGGAGGACAUGUUCCGAGACGCCGACGCGUUCAAUCAGGACAUCACUCGUUGGUAUACGCUCUCGUCGAUCACCUCGAGCGGUAUGUUCCUGGGCGCCACCGCCUGGCAAGCGAGGUACACGAACUGCGGCUACCACAACACCGCCUACUCCGCCUGCAGCGAGUUCACGUCGUACACGAGCUCGGCAGACAUAUAUAAUGGGUACCACCAGGCCCGCGGGAGACACCGUCCCGGGUGGCGACGCGACGACGUGCUCGUCUGGAUCGUCGGCAUCGCCUUCGUCGCCAUCAUCGUCGACGCCAUCGUCGCCCAACUCCGCCCAAGACAAGAAGGCGGCGGCUGA